Molecule: messenger RNA, 2828 nt
Organism: Macrobrachium nipponense
Lineage: Eukaryota; Metazoa; Arthropoda; Malacostraca; Decapoda; Palaemonidae
Exons: 2
Coding region: 588-2012 (474 amino acids)
Molecular function (GO): GTP binding
Source: RefSeq, a predicted model, not a curated record
CCUAAUCUCAAUGUGGACAAGAUAAGCCGUAUUAGUGACGUCAUUUCCACACUUGGGCAGCCCUCGGGACAGACUGUGGUGUGGUGGGAGGAGCUGACGACCAGAAACGUUCCACUUCCUGUGACUUCCACGAACAUUCCAACAGCUCCGUCCCAGCGAAUAGCAGCCGAGCAAGACCGGAGAUUCUCCUUCGUAAAAUCGUACAGUGCAGUGAAUUCGACUCGUAGACGAAGAUCCGAUAGCAGAGAAUGUACUCUCUAGACCUUGAGUUGAACCAGCAACAGUAGUGACUCGUACUAACUGGCAACAACAGUCAAAGUGGUGACUCAUACUGACAGGCAAGUGGCAACAACAACCACAGGGGUGACUGGUGCUAGCAGGCAACAACAGUUGUGACGAGUCAUACAUACGCGGAUUUCGUCAGUCCUCUGAGCUCCUGAAGAACAGUCUAUAAGUCGGUGUCGUUACCCGAAGUGUUUAUACUCUUGUGCAUGAGUGCCACAUUACACAGUGAAUUCUCGCAAGGUGCCUGAACUCGCCAGAGCUGUUGCUAUUUGACGAUAAGACUUAAAGAAAAAAAGGAGAGUAUGGAACGAGACACUCCACCUCCAGUUCCAGAAUGCACAUUCACAGAAGUACAUUCUGGGAUGAAGCUCUAUGCAUUAGAAAAAAAGCUCCUUGUUUCCUACGAACCCAAAAUCAAAAUCAUGACAAUUGGGAGUGAAAAUGACCUAGAGACUAAAACCAUCAUGCUCCUUGGUGCUACAGGAGCUGGAAAAACCUGCCUGAUCAAUGCACUGGUCAAUCACAUUUUGGGCGUCAAAUUUGAGGACAACUUCAGAUACGUGCUAAAAGAUGAGACGGGCGACUCCGCCAAGAAACUGGCAGAAAGUCAGACAGAGUAUGUUGUUGGCUAUUUGGUGUUUGCACUUCCUGGCUCCAACUGUCAGUGCAACUACCUCAUAGUCGACACUCCAGGUUUUAAAGAUUCCAGAGGCCAAGAGAAAGAUGCGGAAGUCACUCACCAACUGAGAACGUUCUUACACGAUGUUGACGGAGUGGACGAACUGAACUUGAUAGGUUUCGUAGUGAAUGGGACCACCGCUAGACUUCAGGACCAAUUCAGUGAGAUCAUCGAGACGUUUUGUGAAAUGUUUGGUGAGAAUGCAAAGGGCAUCAUCCGAAUUCUGAUUACCUUCUGUCACAUGAAGAAACCCCCGGUCCUUAACGUGUUAGAAUGCUCGUGUUUAAGAGAUUAUAAAACGUAUCAGUUUGACAACAUAGCUCUGAGGGAAUGUAACACACCUAAUGAUGAAAACUCACAAGAGGACGUAGACAUGUAUAAGAUAUACUGGAAUAACACAGCACGCAUCUAUGACUCCAUUUUCAGUGAAGUGGAUCAUUUGAAUGCCGUGAGUCUGACUGUCACCAGAGAAGCCUUGGAAGACAUUGAACGUCUGAGUGAAAUCCUUGACAAAAUGAAGACCUCUGUGGAGUCCUAUCUUGACCGCAAGGUUGAGCUCCGAGCUCUGGAAAAGCAGAGCUCUGCGUAUCGGGCGAUCAUGGACGUCAACAAAGACUGGAAGGGGACCGUGAGUGUGACAGUCAGGGAAAGACUCAAACCUCGCCACCAGUUACGGCGUUUGAGGACACACACGCAUCGCUUGGAAGAGAGACCCGUCAUUCAUGAGGACAAGAAAGCCGCUUACGAGGACGCCGAGAGAAAGGAGGCCUCAGUGCAACAGGACGUGACAAAUCUCGCCGACCAAAUCCACAUUACGAGAACCGCCAUCGAGGGAGAAGUUUCGGACGUCGUCUCCCAGUCGGCAAAAAUCAGCUCGGUCUCUUUGCAAAGCUGUCAUCACUCGCCAGUGAAUUAUAUCGAAGCGACUCUUAAUCUGGUCAAAGUGGAAAGGCUACAGCAAAGCAGCCAAUCUGACGAGCAACUAGGAUAUGUUAUUCCAAUUUUGGACGAACUCAAAGAACAUCUUUUACAUCAUCAUAGUCUUUAAAAGAGUUCUAACAUUUAGAUUUGUGCGUUUCCUUAGGAAAACUGUUAUAGUAGAUCCACAUCAACCGUGCAUUUGAUGUCUAGGCCAGUCCCUUACGACGCUCCUGAUUGGCUGUUGAUAAGCCAAUCACAGGUCUGGAAACUCUCAGUCUCUCUCCAGAGUUCACAUAGGCAGGAUGUAUGUUCUACUUAUCCUGAAUGACGUAUACCUCAGGAGAGGUGCAGAUCCCACCCAUCUGAACUCUCGAGAAAGACCGAGUUUCCAUCUCUGUGAUUGGCUUAUCAACAGCCAAUCAGGAAGGUCGUAAGGGACUGGCCUAGACAUCAAAUGCACGGUUGAUGUGAAUCUACUAUAGUCGUUAUUUAGUAAUAAAAUAUAUUGAACACUCUAUGUUUAGUAACUGCAAACUACUCUGUGUGUUAUUUUUAAGUAAGCUCACAUCACUGAACAUUGUUAUUUUUCUAACAAAUGUCAGUUUAUUUUUUUACUGUAAUUUGUUUGCUGGCGAAGAAACUAAAUAAGAGCUUAACCACCUGAGCAAGAGUAUUUAUCAACUUGCUUUCUACUGAGUAUAGGAUAAGACUAAGGCACAACAUCCGGUGUCAGAACUUCAUCAACAGUUCACACUGACGCAUCUGCCGAACACUUCCUUUGUAAGUGAAGAGUCUAGUACUUAUAAAUAUAAAUACACAUGGCAGUGCAAGUUGACAAAGAAAAAGUUCAAACGUGGCCCUAUGUGGGUGAACUACCUGACAGAAAUUUGCUAUCUAUAUAUCUAUAUUGACUAUUUCUUGCUAAUAAAUGGAAUAAAUGAUG